AUGGAGAGAGUGGCGUCUUGGGCGGUAACGACGUCGUGCGAGAAGAGCGUGUACGUGAGCUGGGAGGAGGUGCUGGUGUCGAGUGACAAGGGGAGGAGGGAGGUUCACUAUCUGCUGAAACGACGCGGCGGUGCGGCGGAUCUGGCCGUCGUGGGAAAAGAGAAAACCCUAAGACACAUGUCGUAUCGCUACGCGACUCGAAGCGCGUCGUUGGGUCCUUACGUGAAGCUCAAAUCGCGAAGAGAGGUUGUUGAUUGGCUGGAUUCAGUUGUCUCAGAUUCGUCAUCUGGGGAUGUGGUUAUGGUGGAAAAGCGUGGUUGUGAACCUGAAAUUGGAUCCUUGAAGGAUAAUCAAGGGCAGAAAAUGCACAAUUGUACAAAGGAAUUCUCAUGGAUAGGGUUUCCAUGGAUGUGUAGGAAAAAAAGAAAGCACUAUCAGGCCUAUAAGAGGAAUGGUUUUCAGAUAUCCGUUCAUGAUUUUGUGUUUGUUCUGGCAGAAGAGGACAAGCGUCUAGUUGCCUACUUGGAAGACCUGUAUGAGGAUUCCAGAGGUAACAAGAUGGUUGUGGUGCGCUGGUUUCACAAAAUUGAUGAGGUUGGUAUUGUUUUGCCUCACAGUUUUAGUGACAGAGAGGUUUUCUUUUCUCUUUAUCUUCAAGAUCUGAGUAUUGAAUGCAUAGAUGGGUUGGCUUUCGUCCUCAGUCCACAACACUACGAAAAGUUUCGGAAUGAGGCCCGUAGAACCCACAUGGAACCAUUCGUUUGCAUCCACCAGUUUGAUAAUGAUGAUGUGAAACCCUUUGAUAUAACACAGAUUAAGGGUUAUUGGAAACAGGAAAUACUCAGGUACAUGUAUACCCAACAGGAUUCAAAGUCUAGUGGGAGUUCUGGGCAGUCUGAUGAUACCCUGGAACUGGAUGAAAACCAUAUGUCUACUGUUUCGACCAGACCUAAGAAGAGGCUGCGCCUUGCCAAAGAUGAUACCAAAGAAGCAACUGACUUAACUGUCGUUAAACUGGAAAAUCCGAAUAACAUUAAGAAUACUACCAAAAUCAGUUCUGGAAACAAUUCCUUGAAAUUGUUUGGGCACACAAACAUGACAACAACCCUUAAAGGGACGACUGAAUAUGCUUCACAGCAUUUGGUUGUUGGUUCUCAAGUUGAGGUCCUCUCUCAAGACAGUGGGAUGAGAGGAUGCUGGUUUUCGGCUUCUGUCGUUAAGAGACACAAAUAUAAAGUGAAGGUGCAAUAUCAAGACAUUCAGGAUGCGGUUGAUGAAACCAAAAAACUUGAGGAAUGGGUUCUAGCUUUCAGAAUUGCUGUGCCCGACAGUCUGGGUCUUCGAAUGCAUGGGAGGACCACGGUCCGUCCAGCGCCACCUUCUGGCAAACGGGAAUUAUCCUGGGUUGGUGGUGUUGGUUCCAUUGUUGAUGCUUGGUGGCAUGACGGAUGGUGGGAAGGAAUAGUUGUUCAAAAAGACUCCGAAGCUAAUUAUCAUGUUUAUUUCCCAGGGGAAAAGGUGGUGUCAGUAUUUGGUCCUGGUAACUUAAGAGAGGCUCAAGAUUGGGUUGGGAAUGAGUGGGUGAAUGUGAGGGAAAGGCCUGAACUGGUGGCGUCUGUUUUAUCAAGCUUGAAGACACCAGAAAACUCGUGCAAAUCCAACGACAGCAAAACAAAUGCAGCAUCAACUAGAGUUGGAAUACAACCUAAGCCAUCAGAUACUUGCUUGGAUUCUGAUAGGGAUAGACCAAGAAAGCCUGUAGUGGUUGCAGACGUUUUGAAGGAUGAUUUGUUAUUGCAGUUAAGGUGGAUGACCACAAGAAAGAGGAGACGUAGAAGUACCUCUAAUCAGAAGCCACGGUGCACCGAAAGCCAUCGGAAAAGGUCGCCAAAGGUUCUGAAAUCAAAUUCUCCUGACAGUUUUGUGAUCCCAGCAUCAUUGAAAGUUGAUCAUGAUGAAUGCAAGUAUGGAGGAGGGGAUCCCUCCAUUUUCACUUCUUCAGUUGUGCCUUCUUUAACUAGCAUGGUUAUGUGUAGGUGA
This is a messenger RNA of Sphenostylis stenocarpa, 2040 nucleotides long. NCBI's taxonomy places the organism in Eukaryota, Viridiplantae, Streptophyta, Magnoliopsida, Fabales, Fabaceae. The record is from the annotation of a GenBank genome assembly.